Anopheles funestus (African malaria mosquito) is the source of this 1416-nucleotide messenger RNA. RefSeq names its product retinol-binding protein pinta-like. Gene Ontology annotation, cellular component: membrane. Gene Ontology annotation, molecular function: phosphatidylinositol bisphosphate binding. The record is from RefSeq and is a predicted model, not a curated record. The transcript has 4 exons. Bases 156 to 1160 code for a protein of 334 amino acids. Lineage: Eukaryota; Metazoa; Arthropoda; Insecta; Diptera; Culicidae.
AAACGAAAUGUGUGUGAUCGGUUGCACGCUGGUACGCGUAUAUGGAACAUGGUCUGGACAGAUGAAACGUUCAGUAACGCACUGUAGUCUCGUGUGGUAACUACCGGUCGGUGAGCGCUGUUUGAAAAUUGGAGAAAACAAAACAAAAAAACACGAUGAGCGUAAAGGUGGAAUCACUAACGAACGAAGUGUUCUCGGCACCGGUUGUGGAUAGAAAAAUGAUCACCGUUCGUCCCAUCCCGGAAUGUCUUAAACGCAAAGCGGCGGAAGAACUGAACGAAAAGGAAAGCAUCAUAGCAGAGGAGCUGGAAAUGUUAAAGAUCUGGAUCAGACAAUCCGGACACAUCCGUGGUCGGAUGGAGGAACAGUUUUUGCUUGGAUUUUUACGCUCCUGCAAGCACAGCAUGGAACGGGUGAAGCAAAAGCUCGACACGUACUACACGAUUCGAUCCGUACUGCCGGAGGUAAUGCGGAACCGUGAUCCACUCGAUCCGUUCUUGCGGAAAGUCAUCAAAAUGGGUGUAACGGUGCCACUACCUAAAACCGUUAACCCAGACGAUCCAAAGAUCAUUCUUAUACGAGGCGAUGCGUUCGAUGGAGAGGUGUGUGACUUCCCCGACAUUCUAAAGGUGUUUACGAUGAUCGGUGACCUACUGCUGCGGGAUGACGAUCAGAUGAUGAUCUGCGGCCAGGCAGCAAUCAUCGAUCUGGGCCAUUCUUCUAGCAGCCAUCUGUUUAACUUCAACCUUUCGUUCCUGCGCAAAGCGUCCAUCCUGAACCAGCAGGCGUCGCCCCUCCGGCAGAAGGGGUUCCACUUUAUCAACACACCGAAAAGCUUCGACAUCGUGCUGAACAUCUUCAAGGGACUGAUGACGGAAAAGAAUCGUAAGCGUACGAUUGUAUCGCACGGUUACAGUCUAGAGUCGCUGCACAAGUACUUCCCCAAGUCUGUACUUCCGGCAGAGCUCGGUGGAGAUCUCGGACCGGUACAACAGUUUGUGGACGACUGGGAACAGAAGCUCAUAGACAACCGGACGUACCUGAUCGAGGAGGAAUCGCUCGGUGUGGACGAAGGCCGACGAAGAACCACAAACCCACUAGCGGAAGAGAAAGAUCUGUUCGGGACGGCAGGAACGUUCCGGAAGCUAGAGUUCGAUUGAAUGACUGUGCUUUGUGCUAUGACACUGAUUUGUAUCAUAAAAUAUUUCCCCUUAAUAUUGUUGCCAAGUGUGCAGAAAGAUUCUCGAGCUUUAUUAUCAGUUUCAAAAGAGGAAUAAUUGCUUACAUUUGCUUUGAUUUAAUAAGUACAUUGAUAAGAUAAACAUAUCGGUAAUUAAUGUAAUAAUGUAAUAUAACAAUCAAAUAAGAGUAUAACUCUUAUAGGUUAGGAAUAAAAUCGAUGGUGUUUCAAAUUAA